AUGGCCUCUAUCAUCGCCCGAAGAGCCCUUUCCCAACGGGUUUUCUCUACCACAGCGCGCCGUUUUGCUGCCGACCCGGCCCUGAAGGAGGAGACGAAGCGCAACCCCGAAAUCAUGAUUCUGGGAGGUGUUAUGGUUCUAGCUCUAGGCGGUGCUGGUCUCUACUUCGGCCGCUCUCCAACCCAAGCCACAUCUGAGGCCCCCGUCGGCCUAGCCAGGUCCGGUAUGCCAUGGGAAACCGGUGCAUCGGAGGGCAAAUAUAGAUACCACCCCGGCGGUGACCCGUCCGCCGCCCCGAAGGACGCUCCCAGUGCCGUCAACGUCGUCGUCAUUCCCGACGUCACCUUGCCAAAGCACCUUCACGACAAGUACAACAAAUGGGGUAAGGAGGGCUACUAG
Molecule: messenger RNA, 399 nt
Organism: Daldinia caldariorum
Lineage: Eukaryota; Fungi; Ascomycota; Sordariomycetes; Xylariales; Hypoxylaceae
Exons: 4
Coding region: 1-399 (132 amino acids)
Source: RefSeq, a predicted model, not a curated record